CUAAUUUUUAAAAAUUUAGUUACUUUUUUUUCUCUUUGCGAUCUUCAACACAAAUGACACGAGGAAAAAGAAGACGUAGGAGGUUUUUUCCAGCAGCUUUUAAUCAUCGCGUUCCUCUCAGUUUGCACCGACUCUGAGCGUUUGGGCUUCCAGCCAGCAGAAGAUGAAAAGCUGCCAAUGAGCGAAUUCUGUGUUGAGUCCCGGCCAUGGCUGCCCAUCGCAUCAUCAGAGUGACGAACAACAGUCACAUCCUCCCUCGCUGCAAGUCCGAGGGGACGCUCAUCGACCUUAGCGAAGGGGUCACUGGGGCCAGUCUCAGCGAUGUUAAAGUGCCUUCUCCGAGUGCCUUAAGGCUGGACACUUCAGCCUCCUAUGGAGCGGCGCAGGAAGUGGUCGCUAUUAAGGAUUAUUGCCCCAGCAGCUUCACCACGCUGAAGUUCUCCAAAGGUGAUCGCCUUUAUGUGUUGGACACGUCAGGUGGAGAGUGGUGGUACGCCCACAACAACACGGAAAUGGGCUACAUCCCCGCGGCCUACGUCCAGCCGGUUAACUUCAGGAACUCUUCGCUCAGCGACAGUGGGAUGAUUGACAGUCUUGGAGAGGGAUACGAGGAUGGGUCGAAGGAGUUUGGGGGUUUGGGAGAGUGGACAGGGAUGAGCCUUAAACCCUCACCGACUUACAACAACAGCCCCUUCUCUGUGAACCCUUUUAUUCGUCCUUUAGAUCAAAACUGCAAAGAUUUAGGGGUGAGGAACUCAACGGACCUUAUUCUGUUCGAUGCACUGGCAUCUCCGUCGUCUUGCUCGAACUUUAACACCGGUACAAUCAUGAGUAAUGGGUUCAGCAGCUGCCACAUUAACACCCCCACCAGCCCAAAUCAAGAAGUUCUACCUAACCUCCACAGGGAUAACCCGUUUUUCAGGAGUAAACGUUCCCAUAGCCUCUCAGAGCUGUCAGUUCUGCAAGCGCAGUCGAAUCCAACUUUACCCUCUUCGGGAUUCUUCACAGGCCUUAAGGCUCCGUCGCCGGAGCAGUUUCAGAGCAGGGAGGACUUCAGGACUGCUUGGUUGAACCACAGAAAGCUCGCCAGGUCUUGCCAUGACCUGGACUCCCUGGGACAGAGUCCUGGUUGGGGCCAGACGCAGCCAGUGGAGACCAACAUCGUGUGCAGGUUGGACAGUAGCGGAGGAGUCGUCCAGCUCCCUGAAACCCAAAUCAGCAUCCACAUCCCAGAAGGCCACGUCAGCCAUGGAGACCACCAGCAGAUCUCCAUGAAAGCCUUACUGGACCCUCCGCUGGAGCUAAACGGCGACCACUGCUCCACCGUAAGCCCCGUGGUGGAGAUCAAACUGAGCAACAUGGAGACUAAGUCUUUUAUCACGUUGGAGAUGAAGGUUUUGGUAACAGUCAAGACGGACAGCUGUCACACUGCGGAGGUGCUUUGCGUUCGAAGUGAUUGCAAAGAGGGUCCUUACACGCCCAUUCCUAACGCGUACAUUUACAAGGAUACAGUCCAGGUGCAGCUGGAUAGUCUGGAGCCGUGUAUGUACGUGGCGGUUGUGGUUCAGUCGCAGUACGUCACCCAGAACACCACAGUUUGGGAUCAUGUGCAGAGAAAAGUCACUUUAGGCGUCUACGGACCCAAGCACAUUCACCCAUCCUUCAAGACUGUUGUAGCCAUGUUUGGGCAUGACUGCGCCCCCAAGACCUUGUUGGUAAACGAGGUGGGGCGGCAGGCUAGCUCCAGUCCACCAGUGGCCCUCCAGCUUUGGGGGAAGCACCAGUUCGCUUUAGGGUACCCUCAGGACCUCCAGGUGGGAUUGUACUCCAACAUGUCCAACUACCAGGUGAAGGCGAGCGAGUGUGCGGGGGUGAUCCGGGGGUUUCAGGUCAAACUGGGGAAAGUGAGCAGGCUCCUGUACAUGAUCACGUCUCACAACCCAAACAGCAUCUCAGACUUCACUCUCAGGGUCCAAGUCAAGGACGCCCUUGACUGCAUCCUCACCCAGUUCUGCGUCCAAACUCCGCCGCCGCCACCAAAGAGCGGAGCGAGGAUAACGGGCCAGAGGAGGUUUCUGAAAAAGAGGGAGGUGGAUAAGAUCGUCCUCUCGCCUCUGGCUGUCACUUCAAAAUACCCAAAGUUUCAGGACCGCUGCAUUACCAACUUAAAAUUCGGGAAGUUGAUUAAAACCGUGAUCCGGCAGCAUAAGAGCACGUAUUUGUUGGAGUACAAAAAAGGGGAUGUUAUUGCUUUGCUCAGCGAGGAGAAAAUCAAACUUCGAGGGCAGCUGCGGACCAAAGAGUGGUACAUUGGAUACUAUCAGGGGAAGAUCGGCCUCGUCCACGCCAAGAACGUUUUAGUUCUGGGGAAAGUCAAGCCCAUUUACUGGUGUGGGCCGGAUCUUACGACCACAAUGCUGCUGGAGCAGAUCCUGAAGCCUUGCAAAUUUCUUACGUACAUCUACGCAACAGUGAGGACGGUUUUAAUGGAGAAUGUGGGCAACUGGAGGGCGUUUGCCGACGCACUGGGGUACGGGAAUUUGCCGCUGAACUAUUUUUGCCGGACCGAGCUGGACAAUGAGCCGGAGAAGGUGGCGUCGGUUCUGGAGAAACUCAAAGAGGAGUGUACGAACAUGGACAACAAGGAGAGGAAGUCCUUCCAGAGGGAACUCAUGAUGGCAUUGCUGAAGAUGGACUGCCAGGGUCUGGUCGCUCGACUGGUCCUGGAUUUCGUCUUGUUGACCACGGCGGUGGAGGUGGCGUUUCGGUGGAGGGAGCUGGCUGAGAAGCUAGCCCGAGUGUCCAGACAGCAGAUGGAGGCUUAUGAGGCUCCGCAUCGAGACAAGAACGGCUUUUUGGACAAUGAGUCCAUGUGGAAGCCAGCCUACGACUUCCUCCUGACGUGGGCCGCCCACGUGGGGGACAGCUACCGAGACGUGAUCCAGGAGCUCCACCUCGGCCUGGACAAGAUGAGGAACCCCAUCACCAAGAGGUGGAAGCACCUGACCGGCACGCUGAUCCUCGUCAACUGCCUCGAUUCGCUCCGCAGUGCCGCCUUCUGUCCCACCGGAUACGGAGAUUUUGCCGUGUGA
Plectropomus leopardus (leopard coralgrouper) is the source of this 3092-nucleotide messenger RNA. It is a transcript of the gene sh3bp4a, whose product is annotated as SH3-domain binding protein 4a. The record is from RefSeq and is a predicted model, not a curated record. Gene Ontology annotation, molecular function: protein binding. Gene Ontology annotation, cellular component: cytoplasm. Lineage: Eukaryota; Metazoa; Chordata; Actinopteri; Perciformes; Serranidae.